GACGUUUAUUGACAGAUAUCAAACGAACGUAACCUUUCUUUUUUUUUCGUUUUGUUUUGGAUACAAUUAUAAUUAACAUUUCAGUAGUUUUCAAUUAAUAAACUAGUGAUUUUGAUUUAGUAAAUGUUGUUUUUACUUAUAAAAUAAUUCGUGGUUAUACACUAAUUAACGUAACGUGUAUAAACGUAUAAAUUGUGUACAUAUUGACGUAGUGUUAUAAUUUAUAGUCUAUUUUUUUAUAAAACAUUCAAUAAAUUCGUUAUAAAAAUGUUAUACUUACCUCAUCAGUGAUGAUAGUAUACUUUCGGAAGUAUGUGAAGUAUAUGGUAAUGGGCAUCAUUACGUAUGUUAAAAUUUUAACAAAACAAAUUAUAAGAACUAUGUACACUUGAAAAAAACCUGUAUAAUAUGUGGAUAAUUCUGUUUUCUUGGUGUACUACUGUUAGUUUUGUGAUGAUUUUAGUGUUAUGUAUCUGUUGGAGGAAAAAAACUAUAACGGAAGAUUGGCAUGGAUUGGAUGGUAUGGUAACGCAAAAAAAUCCCGAUGAAAACGUAAAUCACCUUCCUUCAGUAACAACUGUCGUCGACGGCAUAAAUUCUAGUGGAGACUGUUCUAGUUCGAACAAAAGGAAUAUUACGAAUUCCCGAAGGAGUUUACCCGAUAUACCAUCCGAGCAAGCUACCAAUAUAAAUUGGGACCCUACAGAUAAUUCUUCUGAACAUUACGCUACAGUGGGUCAAUAUCCGAAUACAGGUAAACGACAUACUAUAGCUAACGGAAUAGAAAACGAUGAAAAUGUUUCUCCUUAUGAGCGUGUUAAAUAUGAUAAGAUCAAUUCAAAUGAACACCCUUACGCCCAAUUGCAACCGAACGUUUCUAGACAGUUAGAACCCGAAGAAAAUCGCGCGUCUUCUGAGGAGAGAAUCAAUUUAUUGAGGACCGAUGCGAAUCCGGCGGAAGAACCUUCGUCUCCGAUUAUAUCUCGUCGAUCUUCGUCUCACAGCGUCGGUUUGGAUAUACCGGCGGCCUCGGCCGUUGCCGGGGUGGUCGCCGCCAGUCCGGAACUGCCCUACAUGACCCCGCCGGUAACCCAAGCCAAUUUUAGCGGAGAUUCGCAAGAUUCUUCGAAAGGGUAUACCAGUAUCAGUGUAAGAGAACCUUUGGCUAAUAUACUAGCCCAAACUAACGAGAUGAUUCAAACUAAACCCGAAACGGUUUAUCCCCAUUAUUCGACAGUUUCCGACGAUUCCGACGACGUUUAUACCACGAUCCCCGAUCCGAACAACCCUGUAUAUAACAGCGAAAGCGAAACCUACGCCAGGAUACCAUCGGCGCCGAUUACGGUGGAAGUGGAAGUGAACGCGCCGCCUCCGGCCCGUUUACAAAUUCAACAAGACGUAAUCGGCGACGAAACCGCUCCCCAACCGCCCCCCGUAGAUAGUUUAAAGCAAGUUAUGGCGCAGAAUCACACCAAAAGUCAUACUCACUCGCGGCAAGGUUCGUCAUCGAGUUCAAUAGCCAAUUUGGGUUCUCCCAAACCGGAAAAACGACAAGUCAAUUCCCCCCUACCACCCCCGCCGACCAACGUCGACGAUCUCUACGCCAAAGUACACAAAAAUAAAAAAGAAGAAACCGCCGCCGAUCAAAAUGACGUCGAAACUAUCGUAGAAGAAAAUACGAUCAGUAUCAACGUCACCAGAUCGUCGUUGGGGAAUAAAAUACCCCAAAGGAGAUACAAAAAUCACGAUUACGAAACUCUGAAAAAAUCCGCGAGGAGAACCAGCGAUCCUGGUUACGAGAAAAUUCGCGACGAGCCUGGUUACGCGAGCAUCGCGGGUCCGGAGAGCAUCCCGAACUCCGACGCCGGGUACGAGAUUAUUAAAAACAGGUCAGAAGAGGAUCCGAAUUACGAGGAACUUCGACAUCGAGCGUCGAACGCGAGCGAUUCUUCGGCUUAUACGAAAAUUAAAGAUUUGAACGACGGUUAUUCUGUGGUGAAGAAGGACGAACCGAAUUACGAGAGUAUGCGCGGCGAUGAGGUCAAUUACGAUGGUUCUAAAUCGAAUAGCAGCGAAUCCGAUCCGAAUUACGAGAGCGUUAAAGAUUUGGAGGAGCCCCCGUACGAGAGGUUGGAGGAGGAUUCGAGUAGGACGAAUUCCGAUCGAUCCGGUAGCGAUAGAUCGAAGAAAAAAGAAUCGGAUAUAAAUGAUACAUCCGAAAGUUCGAGUAGCAUUGGAAAAUCUUCCUCCGACAAAACAGAUCUGCCCCCCUACGAGCUGUUGAACAACGAUACCGAACUUUUCGGAUACGAAAAAAUUGGGUCGAAACUUCCAUCCAAUCACGAUACGACGAAUAUACACGACGAAGACGCUAUUUUUCAAGUGUGAUUUCCAAACGACUGGCCUAAUUUUUUAUUUGAAAAUUUCUAUUUUGUACAUUUCUAUUUAUUAUUUAUAUUUUCCUUGUGGUUUUUCCCGAUGGUUUCGUCCUAUUCCUUGUUUUCCCCAGUUUUUAGACCAUUCAUUCGAUAAAUUCGAGUUUUUAUCCUACAGGGUGGCCCAAUAUGAAAUUUUUAUUCAUUGAUGGAAAUUUUCUUAGAAAAUACAAUUUUUUGUACAUCCCGUAUAAAAAAUUACCAAAUACGAACUAUUUUGUUUUCUUCCAUUGUUUUUAUCAAAAUGCAAUGGAUAAAUUAAAAUUUUCAUACUACGGGGUGGGUUAAAAAAAAAUUUCAUUGAUCGAUGAAUAUUAUGGUGGAAAAAAUAAGUUUCUUUGGGAUACCCUCUAAAAAACUUGAGAAAAUAUGGACGAACUUGUUUUCCCUUGUUUUUUUUUCAUAAUUUAUUCGAUAAAUUAUAGUUUUUUGCCUUAAGGGUGGCCCAAAAUAAGAAUAUCGUGGAUUGAUGAAAAUUUUGAUAGAAAUUAUCAAUUUUUUUUGGAACAUCCUGUAUGAAAAAAUCCACCAAAUCCAAAUUUACUUGUUUUUUGCUGCUUUUUUUCCUGUUUCUUUCGGUAAAUCGUAGUUUUCACUCUACAGGGUGGCCAAAAACAGAAAUAUUCUUGACUGAUAUGAAUUUUCUUAAACAAAUAAGUUUUUUUGGGACAUCCUGUAUGAAAAAUCAAACAAAUCCAAACUUACUUGUUUUUUCCUGCUUUUUUUCAUGUUUCUUUCGGUAAAUCGUAGUUUUCACUCUACAGGGUGGCCAAAAACAGAAAUAUUCUUGACUGAUAUGAAUUUUCUUAAACAAAUAAGUUUUUUUGGGACAUCCUGUAUGAAAAAUCAAACAAAUCCAAACUUACUUGUUUUUUCCUGCUUUUUUUCAUGUUUCUUUCGGUAAAUCGUAGUUUUCACUCUACAGGGUGGCCAAAAACAGAAAUAUUCUUCACUGAUAUGAAUUUUCUUAAACAAAUAAGUUUUUUUGGGACAUCCUGUAUGAAAAAUCAAACAAAUCCAAACUUACUUGUUUUUUCCUGCUUUUUUUCAUGUUUCUUUCGGUAAAUCGUAGUUUUUACUCUACAGGGUGGCCAAAAACAGAAAUAUUCUUGACUGAUAUGAAUUUUCUUAAACAAAUAAGUUUUUUUGGGACAUCCUGUAUAAAAAAUCAACCAAAUCCAAACUUACAUGUUUUUUCCUGCUUUUUUUCAUGUUUCUUUCGGUAAAUCGUAUUUUUUACUCUACAGGGUGGCCAAAAACAGAAAUAUUCUUGACUGAUAUGAAUUUUCUUAAACAAAUAAGUUUUUUUGGGACAUCCUGUAUAAAAAAUCAACCAAAUCCAAACUUACUUGUUUUUCCCUUAUUUUUCUAGAAUCCUCUCGGUAAAUCAUAGUUGUUAUUUUACAGGGUGGCCAAAAAUAAAAAUAUUAACUGAAAUAAAUUAUCUCUUUAAAAAUCAGUUUUUUUGGAACAUCCUGUAUAAAAAAUCACCAAAUCUAACCGAACUUGCUUUCUUCUGUUAUUUUUAUAAUCCAUUCAGUAAAUCAUAGUUUUUCUUCUACAGGGUGGUCAAACACAAGAAUAUUCUUGACUGUUUCAAUUUUUCUUAAAAAAAUAAGUUUUUUUGAAACAUCCUGUAUAAAAAAUUUACCAAAUCCAAACUAACUUGUUUUUCCCUUCUUUUUUCUUAAUCUUUUUGGCAAAUCAUAGUUUUUAUCCUACAAGGUGGAUGAAAAUUAAAAUCUUGUUGACUGAUGUCAAUUUUCUAGUUAAAAUCAGUUUUUUCAGAAUAACCUGUAUAACAAAUUCAAACGAAUUCAACUUAUUUAGUUUUCUCCUCUUUUUUCUAUAAUCCUUUUGGCGAAUUAGAGUUUUUAUCCUACAGGAUGGACCAUAACAAACAUACUGUUGACUGAUAUGAAUUUUCUAGUUGAAAUCAGUUUUUUUAGAACAUCCUGUAUAAAAAUUUCAUCAAAUCCAAACUAACUCGUUUUCCCCUCUUUUUUUCAUAAUCCUUUCAGCAAAUUAGAGUUUUUAUCCUACAGGGUGGACCAAAACUAAAAUACUAUUGACUGAUAUGAAUUUUCUUGUUGAAUUCAGUUUUUUAAGAACAUCCUGUAUAAAAAAAUUCAUAACAUUCAAACCAACUUGUUUUCUCCUCCAUUUUCCAUAAUUCAUUCGAUAAAUGAUCGUUCUGUUCCUACAGGGUGUCCCAAAAUACCGUUAAGUAUAAAAAUUGACGGUAAAAAUCAUUUUUUUCGUACAUCCCGUAUAAAACCCUCCCGACUCCCAACAACCCCAACUUUCCAUACAUAUUUUCCGUAUAUAUGUAAUACGAUUCCAUUCUCUUCAUAACAAAAUGGCGCCCAAAACCAUCACAAACAUAAUUUCCUUAUAAAUUUUUCCCAUUUAAUAACCUGUUAGUAUUUUUUUUGUUAUUGUAUGAUUCAAAGAGUAAUAUAUUCCACAUUGUACGCCCCAUUUACACGCAUACAAUUUUUAAGUACU
Messenger RNA from Diorhabda sublineata, 4943 nucleotides. RefSeq lists its product as uncharacterized. Bases 409 to 2388 code for a protein of 659 amino acids. The record is from RefSeq and is a predicted model, not a curated record. The transcript is spliced from 10 exons. Lineage: Eukaryota; Metazoa; Arthropoda; Insecta; Coleoptera; Chrysomelidae.